AUGAAUCCCUCAGAUCAGAUUACAUACUUCCUCUUUUCCUUAGGAUUUUCCUCUACUUCUACCACUGAGUAUCAGAAAAGUGACACUGGAAGCCAUGAGAUGUCUGGUCUGAAUUGGAAACCCUUUGUAUAUGGCGGCCUUGCCUCUAUUGUUGCGGAAUUUGGAACCUUUCCCGUGGACCUAACCAAAACUCGACUGCAGGUUCAAGGCCAAACCAUUGAUGCCCGCUUCAAAGAGAUAAAAUACCGAGGAAUGUUUCAUGCCUUGUUCCGAAUUUAUAAAGAAGAAGGUAUAUUGGCUUUGUAUUCAGGAAUUGCUCCUGCUUUACUAAGACAGGCAUCAUAUGGCACCAUUAAAAUUGGCAUUUAUCAAAGCUUGAAGAAAUUAUUUGUAGAACGUUUAGAAGAUGAAACUCUUCUAAUUAAUAUGAUCUGUGGGGUAGUGUCAGGAGUGAUAUCCUCCACUAUAGCCAAUCCCACCGAUGUACUAAAGAUUCGAAUGCAGGCUCAGGGAAGCUUGUUCCAAGGCAGCAUGAUUGGCAGCUUCAUUGAUAUAUACCAGCAAGAAGGUACCAAGGGCCUGUGGAGGGGUGUCGUCCCAACUGCUCAGCGGGCUGCUAUCGUUGUGGGAGUAGAGCUACCAGUCUAUGAUAUUACGAAGAAGCACUUAAUAUUGUCAGGGGUGAUGGGAGACACAAUUUUAACUCACUUUGUUUCCAGUUUUACAUGUGGCUUGGCUGGGGCUCUGGCUUCUAAUCCAGUUGAUGUGGUUCGAACUCGCAUGAUGAACCAGAGGGCAAUCGUGGGACAUGUGGACCUCUACAAGGGUACUUUGGAUGGUAUUUUAAAGAUGUGGAAGCACGAGGGCUUUUUUGCACUCUAUAAAGGAUUUUGGCCAAAUUGGCUUCGACUUGGACCCUGGAACAUCAUUUUUUUUAUCACAUAUGAGCAGCUUAAGAGACUUCAGAUCUAA
Messenger RNA from Pipistrellus nathusii (Nathusius's pipistrelle), 972 nucleotides. NCBI's taxonomy places the organism in Eukaryota, Metazoa, Chordata, Mammalia, Chiroptera, Vespertilionidae. The record is from the annotation of a GenBank genome assembly.